Anopheles nili is the source of this 1467-nucleotide messenger RNA. Its product is annotated as proton-coupled folate transporter-like. Lineage: Eukaryota; Metazoa; Arthropoda; Insecta; Diptera; Culicidae. The record is from RefSeq and is a predicted model, not a curated record. Bases 1 to 1467 code for a protein of 488 amino acids. Gene Ontology annotation, biological process: transmembrane transport. Gene Ontology annotation, cellular component: membrane. The transcript has 5 exons. Gene Ontology annotation, molecular function: transmembrane transporter activity.
AUGGAAGAAGGACGUUCUGACAGUGUAUACUCCAGUGGCGAAGAGGAUCUGUUUGCCAAACAGAGUCUGAUCAGGCUACGACAUGCUGCCCGAUGGCGCGAACAAGCUCAAUACAUAAGUUUUGAACCGGCCCUACUACUGUUCUGCUUCGCCAUGAGUGUAUCAGAAGUCGUGCUGGCGAACCACAUCAUCCUGCAGACGUGCAUCGUGGAAGGAUUCGAUAGCGGCGAUUGUCAGUUGCUUAGUACAAACUCGAAUUCAUCCCAGCGUGCCGUAAUCGAAACACAAGUGCAGCCUUUGGCCGCUAAUGUAACGAUGGUGAUAGUGAUUAUAAAAUCGGUAGUUCCGGCUUUAAGUGCACUGCUGCUGGGGGCCUGGUCCGAUCGAUACGGUAGAAAACCGACUAUGUUGAUCGCGGGCGUUGGUGUGCUCUGCUCAUUUCUUUUGCUAACGAUGCUAGCGUUUCUAUCGAUGCGGUUUCCUGUGACCCCGUGGUUCUACCCAGCAGCUUAUCUUCCGUUUUCUCUCCUGGGCGGUAUGACCGUGAUAACAGCAGCCGCAUUCAGCUACCUAUCCGACGUUACAAACGAGCAAACUCGCACCAUGCGCAUGGGCUUUAUGGAAGCGUCUAUGAUGGUCGGUGCAUUGUUGGGAUUUAUUUCGAGCAGCUACAUCUUGGAGUGGCUGAACGUGGGUGCUACUUUUCUGAUAGCAACCGUGCUAAUCUGUUUGGCGAUUGCUUACGUUUUCUUCUUCACCGAGGAUAGCAUCAUCCUGAGCAGCAAUAAUAGCACGGGGGAAAAAAUUAGAGACCUCUUCUCUUGCGAUCGUGUGCGAGAGUUAUCUGGGACACUAUUCUUGCGUCGGUCAGGAUAUGUGAGGGAAAUUUUAUGGGCAAUAGUAAUAUUAACGGCUUUAACUGAGGUUGCGGGGGGAAAUGGUGGAAUAUUUUACAUGUUCACCAGAAGAAAAUUUGCAUGGGAUUUGAAGCAGUUUAGCUACUUUCAGUUUACGGAUGUGCUCAUUAUAAUUUUGGGAAACGUUCUUGGAAUACCGAUAUUGAAACAGGUGCUGCAUUGUUCAGAUACUACUGUGGCUCUGAUUUCCAUCGCCAGCUACAUAGUUGAUUCACUGAUCAUUGGAUUUGCGAACAGCGGUUGGGUAUUGUAUCUGGCUAUUUCGAUUACCAUUCUGAAGGGAACAGACGGAGCUGCUCUGAUGACGAUUUGUUCCACGAUACUUCCCGCUGGGGAUAUGGCUAAAUUUUUCUCCAUGGCCCUAUCUCUGACGGCUGUAGUUCCGCUGUUAUCUGCACCAAUGUUUACGUACAUCUAUAAUGCAACCAUUCAAUCGACACCCGAAAUAUUCAACUUUGUUGCGGCAGGAAUCUUUGGCGGAGGAUUUCUGUUGAUGAUUGUUAUAACGAUUCUUAUUCGACGAUUUUAUCAACCAGAAUUACUGUUGUAA